AUGAGGCCAGGACUGAAUAGGGCAGGGCCUGGGAGGCGAAGAGCGGUGCCGUUGCCUGGAGCCCAUGGGCUUCGGAUGGGCACCCCUGUGACGCAGAGGACCAGUCCUCUUCCCUCCUACAGGAAGCUCCCUCUCCAGGCCCCAGUAAGGCCCUUCCUCACCCUGCUGCUGCUGGUUUCCAUCAAGCAAGUUACAGGCUCUCUUCUUGAGAAGACAACUCAGAAGUGGGCACAGUACAAAGAGAAGUGUCUGAGAGACUUACUCAAGGAACCUUCUGACAUAUUUUGUAAUGGGACAUUUGAUAAAUAUGUGUGCUGGCCUCAUUCCUCUCCAGGAAAUGUCUCAGUUCCUUGCCCUUCAUAUUUACCUUGGUGGCGUGAAGAGAGCUCAGGAAGGGCCUACAGACGCUGCUUGGCUCAGGGUACGUGGCAGAUGUGGGAGAACACCACGGAUGUUUGGCAGGAUGAGUCAGAAUGCGCCGAGAACCACAGCUUCAGGAAGAACGUAGAACAUCAGGAUUUGCUGUCGACCUUGCAGCUGAUGUACACCGUGGGAUACUCCUUCUCCCUUGCCUCCCUCCUCAUGGCUCUAGCCCUCCUCCUGUUUCUUCGAAAACUCCACUGCACACGCAACUACAUCCACAUGAACUUGUUUGCAUCUUUCAUCCUGAGAGCCCUGGCUGUGCUAGUGAAGGAUGCUGUCGUCUACAACUCUUAUACCAGGAAGCCUGACAGUGUGAACGGGUGGAUGUCCUAUAUGUCGGAGGUGUCCACCUCAUGUCGCUCAGCCCAGGUUCUCCUGCACUACUUCGUGGGUGCCAAUUACUCAUGGCUGCUGGUUGAAGGCCUUUACCUUAACACACUGCUGGGGCCCACAAUGCUUUCUGAAAGGCGGUUGUGGCCCAGAUACCUGCUGGUGGGUUGGGGCUUCCCUGUGCUGUCUGUUGUCCCAUGGAGUAUUGUCCGUGCCCAGCUGGAGAACACCGGGUGCUGGGGAACCAAUGGGAACAAAAAAAUCUGGUGGAUCAUCCGAGGACCUGUGCUGCUUUGUAUAACAGUCAAUUUCUUCAUCUUCCUGAAAAUUCUCAAGCUUCUCAUUUCUAAGCUGAAAGCCCAUCAAAUGUGUUUCAGAGAUUAUAAAUACAGAUUGGCAAAAUCAACACUGGUCCUCAUUCCUUUAUUGGGUGUUCAGGAGAUCCUCUUCUCUUUCAUCACUGAUGAGCAACUUCAAGGAUUUUCAAAACUGAUACGACUCUUCAUUCAGUUGGCACUAAGCUCCUUCCAUGGAUUACUUGUGGCCUUCCAGUACUGCUUUGCCAAUGGAGAGGUGAAGGCUGAGCUGAGGAAGCACUGGGUCCGCUUCCUGCUUGCCCGCCACUCGGGCUGCAGAGACUGGUUCCUGGAGAAGAAUUUCAGGUUCCUGGGGAAAUGUCCCAAGAAGCUCUCAGAGGAAGAUGGUGCUGGGACGCUGCAGAAGCUGCAGCUCUCACCUGGUAGUGGUGGACAACUCCUACACCUGGCCACGCAGAGUGAGCUGGGCACCCGGCCCCACCGAGGCAACACUGCCUGGCCCCGAGGCACCAGCCUGUCUGAGAGCAGUGAGGGAGACUUCACUCUGGCCAACACAUUGGAGGAGAUUCUGGAGGAGAGUGAGAUCUAA
Orycteropus afer afer is the source of this 1659-nucleotide messenger RNA. It is a transcript of the gene GLP2R, whose product is annotated as glucagon like peptide 2 receptor. NCBI's taxonomy places the organism in Eukaryota, Metazoa, Chordata, Mammalia, Tubulidentata, Orycteropodidae. The transcript is spliced from 13 exons. Gene Ontology annotation, cellular component: plasma membrane. Gene Ontology annotation, molecular function: peptide hormone binding; glucagon receptor activity. Gene Ontology annotation, biological process: cell surface receptor signaling pathway; adenylate cyclase-modulating G protein-coupled receptor signaling pathway. The coding region runs from base 1 to 1659 and encodes 552 amino acids. The record is from RefSeq and is a predicted model, not a curated record.